ACAGCAGUCUCGUAUCGUAUCGAGUCCCCACCAAGACGUUGGUGACAUCUUUUAAUAAUUUAUUGCAAAAUAAAAGUAUGCUUUUAUACCUGUAAAUUUGCAUUAAUAUUUUUUAUCCCCCAGUGGGAGCGCUGGGGGUUCUAAUUCCCAGAGCGGAGCGAGUGGCUUCUAAUUUUGUUAACGCACAUCUCCGCCUGGUCCCUGGAAGGUACAACGAUGAUUUGAAGACCUAUUUCACAGUCGCUUCCUGUUGUUGUGAUCGUUACCAAUGAGUGGUGAUGUCCACUGCUCACUAUGUCCAAGUCUCACAGAAUCCCCAGAGCUCUUUCUAUAGGCAGUUUAUCGUCUCUCAGAACAACCUUCUUUACGCCUAUUGCUCUCUCUGGACUUGGGAUACUACUGAGCACUUUCUUGUCAUUACAGAUCGUUCACCGUCCAUCCUAAGGGGGGUGCGAGUUGCAAGAAUACAGGCUCACUACUCUAGGGUCAGAAAGACAUGAUGGGAAUCCAGGUGAUAGCAUGAGAAACUCGACAGCUUACACCAGAACAGCUGUGUCCAGGGAACCUGACAGAGGACAACCCAUAGUGUGUGACCAGGGGGAGGAAACCGACCGAGAGGAGAGAGAAGACAGUCAAGAAGAUACCGAAAUACAAGUGAGUCAAACUCAUAUGACACAAGAACUGCAAAGAGAUUCCCACACCACGAUGUUCAAAGACUCACCAGGCGAUGCCUCUCUCUUGCCCAAAACACUGAAAAGGUACGACACAUUACAAGAAGUUGGCCAGUCAGUAGACGAGCGCAGCGGAGAGAACGACAGACAGACCAAAGAAGAGGAAGAGACAGGAAGCAGUACCAACGCAACCGAGAAGAGAGAGUCUUUGGAUUCAGGGGUAAGAGACAUACUGAACGCCGUGAGAUUCACCCACUUGCCGCCCCCUACCUUCAGUGGAGGGUCCUGCAGCGAUUACUGGGUAUUUACACAAGCCUUCGAGGAUUAUGUCAAAGCAGCAAGUCUCCCAUACAAAGUGACGUUGCAGUUACUACUCACAGCCUACUUUGGGCCUCUCAAGGCGGCGCUACCGCCGAGCGGGUGAAAGAAGUUGUUUGUUGUGCAAGCGAGUUUGUUAACGAGAAAGGAAAGGACCAAGACGAGGCCUAAGUCAGUGAAUUUCUCGAAGGGGAUAAGGUCGGCCUUAUCUUAGUUUCAUGUCAUAACAAGCGUCCUUCAUAUCCUUACGUCAACACUCCGGCCGUACAAGAAAUUCACUGACUAGACCUAGUCUUGGUCCGUGCCCUGGCCUCCAGGUCCUUCCCUUCCUCAUCAACUGCCUCGCUCGCUCAACAACCCCUUCUUGCACCCGCCCGGCGGUAACAAUACUAUAGAUAAUCGGAUAAAAUGGAACCGCACAAUAUGUUGGGGCCUUUUGCGGCGAGGCGAUCCAUAGAAUAUUAAAUUUUUGUUCGGUGAUGUUUACUCGUACUUAAUACACGACCCCCUGGUCGGGAAGAGCGAAAAUCCAGGAAAGGUGCAGACAGUAUGAUUAAAAGACCGUACCCCAGUGAUUGGAGGGUUCUUUUUAGACGCUUCGCAGACCUGAGAUCAUAAGGAGCCCACCUGCACACGCCAUGCCGUGUCGCGCCGAUGUGAUGGUUGCGGCGAGUGACAUGUUGCUAUACUCGUAAAUGACACUGUUUUCAAUAUGUGGACAUUUAUCUGCAUUCAGAUCACAUUGUCGUGUUCACAAGAGUUUUACCUUCUUAAUGUACUAAUAUAGCUCAGCAUUCAAUGAUUAAAUGUUGAAAAUAGCGAGCAUAAGUAAAACAUGCUAUAAAUAUAUAUAUUUUUUCAUCUUUGCAGUUCAACUCGUAAUACCACUUUUUUUUUUUUUUUUCAAGUUUUCACAAUACAUCUUGAUUCUACUGUCACUGCUGAGUCUGAUGGUGUCAAUCAAAACUGGCUAUCCCAUAUAUGAAGUGAGUUAAAGUGUAUUUCGCACAUUUUCUGCGCCCGAGGUCGAGCUGUAGUGAUGAAGCGAUAGUUGCGCGAGCUGCGAGGCAGAAACCUUCGCUCACAUGCGAAUAAGUCGAAAAUAUGUAAAAUACGGCAAAACGAAAAAAUGUCAUCAAAUAAGAAAGAUGCGCCGUCAAAAGUUACGCUCUAAGGAGGUGUUUCCGAGACUGAAAGUCGCAAUUUUUUUUAUGCAAUGUACACCAAAAGGUGUUCCUGGCCAAGGACCGAUUUCACAGUCGCUUGGUAACGUUCCCAAGCAAGAGCCUUAUUGUAGCUGCCCGGAGGCAGCUAAAGGAUUUUAGACCCACACGGUGACGCGAAUCAUUUAUUGCAUUCGGUCAAACCUGAAGGCAUACAUAAUAAACAUAAGACGUGCGUAGCACUACUAACCAUUACAUACUGUUUCAACAUAAUGCAUCACUAAUCAUGGAUUAUGCUAAUUAGGGCAAUCGACCCCUCGUAAUGCAGAUGUGGAACUCAUGUGUUUGGGGUCUUAAGGAGGCCUGUCACCAAGCAACACCUGCGUCUGCAUUGUAGUGGUCCGAUCUUUCCUGGGUUAGUCACACCCUAACUCGGUGGCGGUACAAAGGAAUAUGUCCCUCCGGGCUUCGUUCUUGCUUGCCCUCGGCUCUUCACGCCUGCCCAUCUUACCGUUAGGUCAGCACUAGUUCCCGGGUGACUCAUUCCUCUACGGAGAUCCCUGUAUCUUAUCUACUCUAUGCGCCAUGUCAUCAACUUUACCUCUUAAUAAACACGACCCUCACUAUCUCUCUGCAGGGACCAGGCGGAGAUGUGCGUUAACAGCAAUAGUUCCCGGGUGACUUAUUCCUCUACGGAGAUCCCUGUGUCUUAUCUACCCUUCGUGCCAUGUCAUCAACUUUACCACGUAAACACAACCCUCACUAUCUCUCUGCAGCUAAGCUCUCCACAGCUAGUUCCUCUCACACAUCUUCACUACUGCAAUUAACUACUAUGUAGCCGCCAGCUCAGUACCGGCUGGCUUGUAGUUCCUGUACUUUAUUUUGUAGCUGGUUUCUUG
This is a messenger RNA of Scylla paramamosain (green mud crab), 3051 nucleotides long. RefSeq lists its product as uncharacterized. NCBI's taxonomy places the organism in Eukaryota, Metazoa, Arthropoda, Malacostraca, Decapoda, Portunidae. The coding region runs from base 520 to 1095 and encodes 191 amino acids. The record is from RefSeq and is a predicted model, not a curated record. The transcript is spliced from 2 exons.